Molecule: messenger RNA, 715 nt
Organism: Musca domestica (house fly)
Lineage: Eukaryota; Metazoa; Arthropoda; Insecta; Diptera; Muscidae
Gene: RpL27
Product: large ribosomal subunit protein eL27
Exons: 2
Coding region: 121-528 (135 amino acids)
Biological process (GO): translation
Cellular component (GO): ribosome; cytosolic large ribosomal subunit
Molecular function (GO): structural constituent of ribosome
Source: RefSeq, a predicted model, not a curated record
CGCACAUGUCAAACGAAUGCCAACUGAACACAGCUUUUGACAGAAAUGUCAAUCUAACGUGCGAAAUGUCAUCCCUUUUCUCUUUCUCUAUAUCCGGUCAGCCAUAAGACCUCCAUCAAGAUGAGGAAGAUUAUGAAAGCUAACAAAAUCGUAAUUGUCCUUAGUGGACGUUACGCCGGCCGCAAGGCCAUCAUUGUCAAGACUGUUGACGAUGGUGGUGCCGAUAAACCUUUCGGUCACGCCUUGGUUGCUGGUAUCGACAGAUACCCCCGCAAGGUUACCAAGAGCAUGGGCAAGACCAAGUUGAAGAAGAAGUCCAAGAUCAAGCCUUUCUUGAAGGUAUUGAACUACAAUCACUUGAUGCCCACCCGUUAUACCGCCAGCGAAAUCACUUUCGACAAAUUGUCUCCCAAGGACUUGAAAGAUCCCGCUAAGCGUAAGGCACACCGUUUCCAAACCCGUGUGAAAUUCGAAACAUCCUACAAGGAAGGCAAGAACAAGUGGUUCUUCCAGAAGUUGCGUUUCUAAAUGCUUGUAGCAUGCUUCUAGUUUUUAAAUAAAAAACCAACAACAACAACUGUCAUCAUGUGAACGAAAACAUAAAUUUUUGUAUGUUUUCGUUUAGCUGUGUGGAUCUGUAUGGAGGAAAUUUUGUGACGUCUUUUUUUUAGAAAAAAAAAGUUACAACAAUAAAAAAAAAAUUAUUACAAAAAAA